ACUACUCGAUCCACACAGGCAGAGAAGGAGCGAGUCUCGCGACGACUGCGGCGGCCGAGCCAGCAGCAGGCAACAGCAGGCAGCAGCAGCAGCAGCGUAAACGCCAUUUUAACUGCGCGCCGUGUGUGUGUUGUGUCGAGAUAGAGAUAAUACCUGCUCUCUAGCUCUCUGCGAGUGUUCUCUAAGUGAUCAGGGCUCCGGUGUGCGGCGAGCCUCGUCUCCGUGGUGUAGCAGCUGUGACCUCGGGAACCGUGAGAAGUACAAUAUAGCCGCGAGGCGACAGUGGCUCGAAGAGACCCGGCUGGGAAGACGCGGCCCAGCUCUCUCUCUCUCUCUCUCCUAUAUACGUAUACGCGCGUGUGUCGUGUCAGUCUCCUACACACGCAUACAGGAUCUUCGAUUCUCCGGCUGCGAAGGACAAUACGGGAGUUAUGCCAGGGCUGGUACUGCCGAGGGCUGCGGCGCCGGGCAACAUGGUGUCACGCGAACGGUGAGUCCCCAGCGGGACCGAGAAGCCGGAGAAACGCGCGACGCAGUAGCAGCUUGACAGCGUAGCAGCCCCAGCGACUAUUAAGAGUGCAGAAUGCCGCUGCCGAAAAGACUCGUGGAGCCGGUGCACGUGGCGCGUGGCACCAUACACGACGACUUUCCGCUACCCUCGGAACUCGAGGCUGUGACCAACGGUACACUCGCCAACACCAUAAGGCAGCUGUCCAGCCUGUCCAGGCACGCCGAGGAUCUCUUUGGCGAACUGACCAAGGAAGCCCAUGGACUCAGCGACAGGGCCAACUCGCUGCAGGCCAGGAUAGACAGGCUAGCGGUCAAGGUCACCCAGCUUGACAGCAAUGUCGAGGAAGUCUCGCUCCAGGACAUCCACAUGCGCAAGGCGUUCAAGAGCUCGGUGGUCUUCGACCAGCAGGUCGUCUCCAGGGACACCAUGCCCACCGCGAUGACCGAGACCUACCAUCAGUGCGACACACCACCUCCACUCGACAAGCUCAACGUUUACAGGGAGGACGGCAAGGACGGCUUGAAGUUCUAUACCGAUCCCAAUUACUUCUUCGACUUGUGGAGUCAGGAGAUGCUCAAGGAUACCGAGAAGAAGCUGCACGACAGAGGAAAGAAGACCGAGUCAGAAUAUGCCGAACCGUUCAGAGAGCCUCACAGGCCUCGGAACGAAGGUGGAAGUGGCGGCGGAGGUCGACACAAGAAGCGUGUGAGGCAGCCACACAAUACCCGCGAGCGUCAACGGCAGAUCGCAGUGGGCCAUGGCGAGUACAUUAUGCCUGCCCAGGGCAUCCAGUAUCGGCCGCCUCACAGUAUACCAGACGAGGCGCUGCUGGGUAUGGUGAUGACGGAACCGAGACCACCAAGACCCAACAGCAUCGAGCUGAGGCGCAGCUACCCGCCGGAGGAGCACCAGCUUUACAGUCCGCCCAUGUCCGAGCACUAUCGGGCGGCCAACUACGCCGGCCAGGUGGGCUAUGAUGAUAGUGCAUACGGCUCGCACUACGCACCGGGUCAGGGUCAUUCGGGGAGCGACACGUAUCAGAGCCCUGGAGGACCAGGAACGCCCAGCAGAGGCGGCAGGAAUCGACCCUCGCAGCCACCACCAGCACCACCCAGCAAUGCAUCGAGCAACUCAACACCGACGAUCGCAUCGGCUAAUAACACACCAACGAGGGGUAGGUCUAUGAGUACGGGUAGGGAUACCCUGCCACCACCACCGCCACCUCCUGGAGAGACUAUGUCACCACCUUCGAUGAACGGUACGAUUCCAUCUCAUUUGCUCAAUCGAAACGGCAGCCGGUCAAAUAGUCCAUUGCCGAAUCACCAACCAACACCCACGUCUGUGGUAACAGCGGGUGGCGUCCAUCUUGGCCAGAUGAUGCCCAUGGGUGUAGAUGAAACGGAAUCGGUGCCGCAGGAUCUACCACCGCCACCUCCGACUCCGGAUCCGGUACCAACAAGACCGGUUUCACCACCAUGCAACAUACCGCCGCCGCCUCCGCCACCGCCACCACCACCUAUAACAAACGGACCGGCGAUGGCGCCUAACAUGCCCAUGACCAACGGCGACAUUGCCAAAAUGAUUGCUAGCAACCCUCCGAAGCUCAAACCAUUGAAGAGCAUCGUCGACGGACAGCUAAGAAAGCCUGGUAAUCCCAAUAAUCCAGCGCCUGUUGAUCCUAGAAAUGAUUUAUUGAAGGCCAUCAGAGACGGCAUAAAAUUACGAAAAGUGGAGAAGAGCGAGCAGAAGGAGGUAGAACGAGUGAAUGCUCUGAACGAUGUGGCAUCCAUUCUCGCACGACGUGUUGCAGUCGAGUUUAGCGACAGUGACUCCGCAUCAGAGAGCGAGUGCGAUAGCGAGGGCUGGGGCGAACAGGAAAACACGAGCGCAACGAAUGCCGCGUGACCGGACAUUUCCAUGCCGCCUGCUAGCACCGCAGCUAAGGUUGCUUGAAGCUCGGGCACCGGGCUCUUCUUCUAUUUCGAAUUGCGAUAUUUUCGUUUCGUCGUUUGAAUACUCGUAACGAGUGAGCGGCUGAUUGAUGCAGCCUUUCGUUGUUUUCUUUUUUGAAAGAACAAAGAAACGAAUUUUCUUUGAUUCUAUAUAUUGUAUCAAAGAAAGGUUAAACAGUUUUCGUCUAAGCAUUUAUAUUUAAUUAAAUAAUUAGAGAAUUGUUUAUUUUAAAUAGUAAAUCGAUGAAAACUAUAAAGGCUGCGGAUAUCUGCCUCGAUGAGUCGACGAGUUACGAACUAUCAAUAUACUUCGCUUUAGUGUCGUACUAUAGCUAGGUAGGUGACCUUUAUUAACAACCAAAGUAUUGCCGGUAUGUUUCUUCUUACUUCUCUUACAUAAUAAAAAAAAGAAAUUGUCAAACUUCCGCAACGGUUCUUUCAAAGAGUACGCGUGACGAUACGCUCAUGAACGAGAAUUGAGAGACGUCUUCGAAAAAUAGUACGAUUGAAACGUAUAUGUAUGUAUUUUAUCUUGUAAUAUGAGUUAGUUUUAUUUAAAAUUACUUAAACAAAGUCAACAGAGUAAUCUAUUUUUAUUACGUUGAUUUUUUUUUACAACGAGUAUUUUAUUUUUCCAUUAUCGAUUAUUGAAUCAGCUGCAUUUUUAACUCUAAUGAAAUCAAGUGACUUUCUUAGUCGAUGCACAUUUCCAAUGAAAAUUGUACUUCUGGUCGAGAUCGUUAAGUAGUCGUUGAUAGUUUUAAUUGUCUGAUGGUCUCAGAAGAAAAAGAUCAAAUUUAAAAAGAACGCACAUCGUUAGUUGAAGUGCGAUAGGUAAACUGGAAAAUAUGCAGUUUUUCAGAUACUUGAUUGCUAGUGCUAAUUCCCCAAGUAUUUACUCUAAUCAUCACACACAAAAUAAUUCAGAUCUUGCAUAGUUAACAUUUAACAGGAAACCGGGGAUGAUUAGUCAAAAUAGUAGUAACUGCCCAAAAAGAGCUUCAAAACGUUUUCAAGAAAAGUAGAGUCAAAGCAAAAUACUCCAUUGGACACAAUAUGAUGCAGUAAAUUUUAUAAGCAUGAGUACUUUCUUACAAGAAAUUUUUAUAGGUUUUAGUAGAAGGCAGUUAAGAAAGGAAUGAAGAUGUCUGAAUCGAAAGCAUAAUUAACUAACUGUUAACUACAAUGAAUGAAUGAAUGUUUCAAUCAAUCUUUGCUUGAAAAAUCAAUACGAUUGUAAUUUAUUUUGAAUCGAUGUUGCUAAUAUUUAAAAAAAGAGAAAAAAUUGAAAAAGUGCGUAAGAGUAAGAAAGAGAGAACAAAAAUUUAAUGCGAUGUGGAAGCAUUAAUAUAAAGAUUAUAUAAAUGAGAAAAAGUAUAUUAAAGAAAUAUAUUAUAUCGAUCGUUAAGAUUAUACAUAAUCUUACGUGUUGAAUUAACGCUAAACGUACAUUUGAAAAAAAGAUAAAAAAAAAGUGAAAAAUAAAAGAUAGACGCAUAAAAAAAUUUUCUCCGGAUUUUGCGAAGCACAGCUAUGAAAAAAGUUGCGAUAAUUUGUUUCGCUAAAGUAAAAAAGUUUUUGGCAAGGAUAUUCUCGUGUGUAUGUAUUGCGGAACGCAUAGUCGAGCGUUGGAGUCUCCUAUGGAGACAUGCCAGCGUCGACGCCUAUCCUUUCUUUCGACUCUAAAAAAUGGUUUCUAUAUUGGCUUUGCCCUUAUUCCCAGGUUCUAUGAAUGUUUUUGUAUAAAAGUAUGAGUGCGCUGCAUUUUUCGCGUGUGUCUGUGGAACGUCUGGUAUAUUCUUUAGUGCAUGAAAUGUCAGAGAUGGUUUAUUAUAUACAUGGAACUCUUGAGAGUGCUGAGAAGAUGACGUGUGAUUAUUCAUCGGCAACGACACACUUGUACAUUUCUUCUUUUAAAGGCAAACAAAUAAUAAGAACGGCGUACCACCAAAAACGCCAAUUAUAUAAAAGAUUAUAAUAUGUAAACGAUAAUCGAUGACUCUUUUCUGUACUAUGUUUAUAUAUAAAUAUAAAAUUUAUAAUAAGCUAAUAUAUAUAUAUAUAUAUAUAUAUAUAUAUAUAUAUAUAUAUAUAUAUAUAUAUAUAUAUAUAUAUAUAUAUAUAUAUAUAUGUGAGGAAAAUGAGGAAAUCUCUCGAUUGUAAGAACUCUAGGAUUCAUAAGUAUUUUUAGCUAGCUAUGUAACUCGCCAACUACUCUACAGUAUUUAACAGGGGAAUUAAAGAAAAAGUUUAAUUAAAAAAAAAUAAUAAUAAAGGUGAAACUCGAUUUUGUAAUGUCGGGCAUACAAGGAGUAGGGGCGUGUGCUACCGAUGUAACCUCUUUAACACCUACACCAAUAAAUAUCGAUUAAUGUUAAUCGCUGUGAAUCGUGAUCGUAUAAACGUAUAAAAAGUCUACGUGUUACCGAAACAAAAAACAUUUUCAAUACAGUGUCAGCAACUGCUUUUUGAACGGAGAAAUGGUGCAACUUUCAUACUGUAUUUUUCAUGAAAAUAAGAGAAAACUUGGCACUCUAUAGCUUUUUUGAUCGUUGAGGAGGAAGUGCUCGAAUUAUUCCAUUUUCCAGAGCCAUCGUAAUCAUCUUCAUUCGUACAGAGUCUUCAAGCAUUUAUGAAUUUUCCGUUUCUCCUCGUAUGAAAUUCCACGAGCAUUGAAUUUACAAUUUUAUAACAUAGCGAAGACAGGGCGGCGAGUGGCAAGUGUCUGGUGAAGAACUGCAAUAAAGUUAAAGAAAUGCACUUAUUUAAAGUAAAAAAAACAUACGUGUUUCGUAACGCAACAUACGCAGUGAUCGCUACAAUAAAUACAAAUAAUAAUUGUACUACUACUGUCAACAUUAUUACAUUUGUAGUAAAACUGUACAGAGCCAAAUAAAUCAAAAAAUUUCAUAAAUUUCA
This is a messenger RNA of Nasonia vitripennis (jewel wasp), 5382 nucleotides long. It is a transcript of the gene SCAR, whose product is annotated as wiskott-Aldrich syndrome protein family member 3. The coding region runs from base 584 to 2416 and encodes 610 amino acids. The record is from RefSeq and is a predicted model, not a curated record. Gene Ontology annotation, molecular function: Arp2/3 complex binding; protein kinase A regulatory subunit binding; actin binding. The transcript is spliced from 9 exons. Gene Ontology annotation, cellular component: cytoskeleton. Gene Ontology annotation, biological process: actin cytoskeleton organization; positive regulation of Arp2/3 complex-mediated actin nucleation. Lineage: Eukaryota; Metazoa; Arthropoda; Insecta; Hymenoptera; Pteromalidae.